CUUAGCCAAAAAAAAAAAAUGUAAACAUAACCAAACAAUAACAAACGUUUAAAAGAGAGGAAAACAUCUUUUAUUUGUUUAUUUUUAAUUUUUAAACAAUUUUAUUUAAUAUAUAAGUUAAUUUUCCAAAAAUAUGGAUCCGUCUGAAAGUAAUUUAGGUAAACUAACGGAAGAAUCAAUAAAACGUAAAGAGCGUUUACGCCAAUUAAGAGAAAAGGCCAAGAAAAAUGAGGCAAAUAAAAAUGACCCCCAAAAAGAAGAAAAGUUACCCAAACCCAUAUUCCGUAGUUAUAGGCCACAAAAUGAAACAACCGAAGGCGAGAUUUUACCCCAAGAACCUUCCGGCGACAUAGAAACAGCAGUUGAAGAUCAAUUGGAGUUGCUGAAACAACCUAUUAUUAUAGAUGAGAUUGAUAUAACAAAUUUAGCACCCCGUAAGCCAGAUUGGGAUCUAAAAAGAGAUGUUUCUAAGAAAUUAGAGCGUUUGGAAAGAAGAACACAAAAAGCCAUAGCAGAGUUAAUCAGAGAAAGACUGAAAAAGAAUCAGCAAGGCAAUGAUAUAUUUCAGGCAGUCAAUGUGGCUACAGCUCACGCAGGAGAAACAACAAACAACGAGGAUGAAUGAUGUGAAAAUAAAUAUAUAUUUAAAAUUAUAUUAUAUGCUAAAUAAACAAAUUAAUGCUAAA
This is a messenger RNA of Lucilia sericata (common green bottle fly), 686 nucleotides long. Its product is annotated as coiled-coil domain-containing protein 12. Gene Ontology annotation, cellular component: U2-type spliceosomal complex; post-mRNA release spliceosomal complex. The transcript is spliced from 2 exons. Lineage: Eukaryota; Metazoa; Arthropoda; Insecta; Diptera; Calliphoridae. Bases 134 to 625 code for a protein of 163 amino acids. The record is from RefSeq and is a predicted model, not a curated record.